Syzygium oleosum is the source of this 2751-nucleotide messenger RNA. RefSeq lists its product as uncharacterized. The transcript has 16 exons. Lineage: Eukaryota; Viridiplantae; Streptophyta; Magnoliopsida; Myrtales; Myrtaceae. Gene Ontology annotation, cellular component: cytosol. Bases 446 to 2413 code for a protein of 655 amino acids. Gene Ontology annotation, molecular function: L-glutamate dehydrogenase (NADP+) activity. The record is from RefSeq and is a predicted model, not a curated record.
AGAAAAGAAGAAGGAGAAGAAGGAGAAGAAAGCAAGCAGCGUCUCUCUCUCUCUCUCUCUCUCUCUAUCUCCGCUCGCUUCUGGUUCUGCUUCCAUAAUUGCCCGCCGGAGAAUCGGGAGCCGGAAUCCAAUCGGCACUCCUUCUCCCCGCCGCCGGUCGCGUGACGGAGGAAGCUCCCCACACCCCACCACCCCCCGACGACGGCUGGAGGGAGACGAGACGGGGCGGAGGAAUUUCCGAGCUGACACACUGCUGGCUGCGGCGGUUGCGACUUAGGGCUGCUGUGACGCCAGUCCCGGAGGUACCCGAUUGGUGUGGGGGCCUCGCGUUCCUCUCUCUAGCUUUUGUGCUGCCCUGCUUCGCGGGACGCUCGAGAAUUGCGCCAGGUGAUUUGGUUGGACCAGCAGCAAAAUAAUCGGGAUUGUGAAAAGACGGUCAUGCUGAAUGUUGCUUCCAUUCGGUGGAUCAGGGAUGAAUUCCACGAUGGAUGACAUUAACUUGAUUCAGCAGGCACAAAGGCAUCGCCUGGUGGUUAGACAGCUUGGUGAAGAGAUUGAUCUGGAAAUUGGGCCUGGGGACGACGACCCUUCAUUUGGUAACUCCACUCUAAUCGGCGGCCCGCCGCGAGAACCUUCUUCAGAGGAGCCUGAUGACACUAAGCAGAUGGUGAUGGUUUCUCAACUUCCUAGUGAUGAUCAGGAUAUGUCAAGGACACAGCCUGUGAAAAGGAAGAAGAAGGUUGUAAAAAGAUGGAGAGAGGAAUGGGCUGAUACAUACAAGUGGGCAUAUGUUGAUGUAAAGGAGGGGACGCCUAGGAUAUUUUGCUCUGUCUGUAAAGAGUAUGGUCGGAAGCAUAGACGGAAUCCUUAUGGGAACGAAGGUAGUCGAAAUAUGCAAAUGAGUGCACUUGAAGAACAUAAUAACAGUCUACUACACAAGGAGGCUCUUCGGCUGCAGAUGGCCUCGAAGGAUAAGAUAGUUGCUGAUAAGCCUGUUUAUGUGAAAGAGCUUUUUCUUACCCUUCAUUUCAUAUGUAACUGGUUAUUCUUGGGAAUGGAAGCCCUCAUGUCAAAAACCGCUGGAUCAAUUGUUGAAGCUGCGUUAAAAAGAGAUCCACAUGAGCUUGAAUUCAUACAGACGGUUCAAGAGGCGGUGCAUGCCUUGGAGAGAGUCAUUGCGAAAAAUGCUCACUACGUCAACAUCAUGGAGCGCCUGCUAGAACCCGAGAGAACAAUUAUCUUUCGAGUUCCAUGGGCAGACGAUAGGGGCGAGACACAUGUCAAUCGGGGUUACAGGGUACAAUUUAACCAGGCACUCGGUCCCUGUAGGGGUGGUAUCCGUUUCCAUCCAUCAAUGAACUUGAGUAUAUGCAAGUUCCUUGGUUUUGAGCAGACUCUGAAAAAUGCCCUGUCACCAUACAAACUUGGAGGUGCAGCUGGUGGAAGUGAUUUUGAUCCAAAAGGAAAAAGUGAUAAUGAGAUCAUGAGCUUUUGCCAGAGUUUUAUGAAUGAGAUUUAUCGGUAUUUGGGUCCAGAUAAGGACCUCCCAUCAGAGGAAAUGGGUGUGGGAACUCGAGAAAUGGGUUUCCUCUUUGGACAGUAUCGGCGCAUAGCUGGCCAUUUUCAGGGGAGUUUUACAGGACCCAGGAUUUUCUGGUCUGGCUCUAGCCUCCGAACUGAAGCUACUGGCUAUGGCCUGGUUUUCUUUGCGCAACUCAUACUGUCUGACAUGAAUAAAGAGCUGAAAGGACUGAGAUGUGCAGUAAGUGGUUCUGGAAAGAUUGCAAUGCACGUACUGGAGAAGCUUAUAGCUUAUGGCGCUGUUCCUAUAACUGUAUCUGAUUCAAAGGGGUAUUUGGUGGAUGAGGAUGGAUUCGACUAUAUGAAAAUAUCAUUUUUAAGAGAUAUCAAAGCUCAACAGAGAAGUCUGAGAGAUUAUUCGAAGACGUAUGCAAGAUCCAAAUACUAUGAUGAAGCAAAACCUUGGAAUGAAAGGUGUGAUAUUGCAUUCCCUUGUGCUUCUCAAAAUGAAAUUGAGCAGUCUGAUGCCUUUAAUUUGGUGACUUCAGGUUGCCGUAUAUUAGUGGAAGGUUCUAACAUGCCUUGUACACCCGAUGCUGUGGAUGUGCUGAGAAAAGCUAAUGUUCUCAUCGCUCCUGCAAUGGCUGCUGGUGCUGGAGGGGUCGUUGCUGGAGAACUUGAACUGAAUCAUGAGUGUAACCUGCUGCAGUGGUCCCCUGAGGACUUUGAAUCUAAAUUACAGGAAGCAAUGAGACAGAUAUAUCAAAGAGCCCUCAAAGCAGCAACUGAUUUUGGUUAUCAAAAGGACAAUCCAGAGGCAUUGGUACAUGGAGCUGUAAUCUCCGCUUUCCUGAUGAUCGCCCAAGCUAUGACCGAUCAAGGAUGUGUAUAGUAGAGACACCGAAUAAUGUACGGAGUUCAUCCUUGCUCCUCAGCAACUGGCUCGUUCGUACCUGGACUGGACCCUGCUAAUACUCUGGACAACAUCGGUUCAGCGGGCACGAAGCUGACGGACAUCUCGGCAUUCCUGAAAGAAUAUCGAUCGUAAUCGUGUCAGAGGAGGCGGGGGGAUCAGUGGAAGUCGGUACAUCUCUUUGUAACAUAAGUGUAGUCUUAUACCGGAGACAUGGAAAAUAGAAUUUUGUCCAUAAUUGAUUGGGGACAAGAAGACAUGCUUACAUGAAAAGUUUUUAGUCGCGAUAUAAGAAAACGUCCCGAUUAAUUGCUCAA